GGCUCAGGGAGAGCUCAGCGUGAGACAACAGCCGCUCAUGCGCAAGCUGAAGCACCAAACGCCCAUGUUGCACACGAAGUGGAAGAGAACGCGGAGCACCUUCAACAAGCAGCAACCGAAGCAGCUCAAGCUGCGCAAGGAAUGGGGCCUGAACUGACGGGAGAGAGAGACACUAGUAUUGCAUUUGAUGUCUUAAAAAGUGAAGUGGCUCAGAAGACGAACGCCGCAGCCUCCGAAGGGCAGAGGGAUCUCCAUAUGGCCAAGAAUACCAGCGCAAGUUAUUUAGACCAGGCAAAGACAGUGGUGGAGAGUAUUGCCACUUCUGCCCAGGACUAUCUUCACGGUAGCACAGACCCGCAAGCCACUUCGGACAAGCCAGGAGGAGACGCCACAUCAUCAUCAUUGCAGACAUCGGCGUCGACAUCGUCUGCUGUUGGAACCGCUCAGAAGUACUUUGCAUCCGCACAAGCCGCCGCUCAACCGCACAUUGACGUUGCACGAUCCACUUUGCAACCACAGGUCGAAAAAGCACGCGAGACAGCGGAAGGUUACCUCGGGAUGCACUCUAGUACCUCGCCUUCUGGUGCGGUUACUCCUCCAUCAAACACGUGCGCAACUACCGGGACGCCCUUAGUUGCGGGCACUCAAUACGCAUCUACGAUAACCACUACUGGUGCAGAUGAGAGAGAGCUGGAGUCAACUGUCGCAUAGAAUGUUAUGAUACCGAGAAGUUGUGUAGCCAUAGAUGUGACAUUGUUGCAUAGUCUCGAAGACUUCCUCUAGCUCGCUCUUGGAUGUCGCGCUUGUAGCCAAUCAUUGAAAGCAACCUUCAAGUGUGAAGUAGUGACAGCAAAAUAGGCUAGUAUGCAAUGAUACUCACCCUGGUCUGAACGCAGCUGACACUGACAGGGAACGUUCGAGUUGUCGUUUGAAGACUAGCACCAGUACCGGUACCAACCCCUUCAAGACAAGCGUCAAAAAGCUCAGGGUCACGAUGGACUAUGUCCCAUCGGAACGAUUCUGAUUGGAAGGAACCAAAAUGGCUGAGAUUAGAUUAGAACCGGCUAACUG
This is a messenger RNA of Suillus discolor, 1071 nucleotides long. RefSeq lists its product as uncharacterized. The record is from RefSeq and is a predicted model, not a curated record. The coding region runs from base 142 to 711 and encodes 189 amino acids. Lineage: Eukaryota; Fungi; Basidiomycota; Agaricomycetes; Boletales; Suillaceae. The transcript is spliced from 5 exons.